Zingiber officinale is the source of this 873-nucleotide messenger RNA. Its product is annotated as zinc finger BED domain-containing protein RICESLEEPER 2-like. The record is from RefSeq and is a predicted model, not a curated record. Bases 1 to 873 code for a protein of 290 amino acids. Gene Ontology annotation, molecular function: DNA binding. Lineage: Eukaryota; Viridiplantae; Streptophyta; Magnoliopsida; Zingiberales; Zingiberaceae. The transcript has 2 exons.
AUGAAAGAGUGGGGUAUUGAAAACAAGGUUUUCACUAUUACUGUUGAUAAUGCUUCAAGUAAUGAUUUGGCCAUUCGGUACAUGAAAGAUACCAUUCAAAGAUCUAGAACAUUGGCAUGUGAAGGAAAUUUAUUUCAUAUUCGUUGUUGUGCACAUAUCUUGAACUUGUGCGUUCAAGAUGGGUUGAGGGAGAUUGAAGAUAUUAUUAGUAAUAUAAGGGAAAAUGUAGAAUAUGUAAAUCGUUCAGAGGCAAGACGUAUGCAAUUUAUAGAAUGUGUGCAACAAUUGCAGUUGAAGGAUAAAAGAUUGAUUCGUGAUUGCAAAACUAGGUGGAACUCAACUUUUGAAAUGUUAAGUUGUGCACUCAAGUUCAAAGAAGUUUUUCAAAUGUUCAAAGAACGUGAUCACUUUUAUGGUUGCUGCCCUCAAGAAGAAGAAUGGAAUAAAGCUCAAAAGAUUUGCUCACUGUUGGAGGCUUUUUGGAUAGCCACACACAUCAUUUCAGGUAGUGAGUAUUCUACUUCAAAUUUAUUUCUUCAGGAAGUUCAAAAAAUAAAGCCAUCAUUGGAUACUUAUGCACAACAUGAAGAUUUGUUUCUUAAGCAACUGACUAGUAAAAUGAAAGAAAAAUUUGACAAGUAUUGGGGUGAUUAUGCCUCUAAGCAUAUCUCAAAAGUUAAGGAGAUAAUUAAUUCUCUUUAUGAAAAGUAUGUUGCUGAAGAAACUAAUAAAGGAGCGCCUCAUCCAUCUGAGUCUGAGAGUUUUGGUUUUUCAAAUGUUAAAAGAAAUCAACAAAGUUCUGUGUAUAGUUGGGAUGAUUUUGAUGUUGUGCAAAAGUUGAAACUUCGGAGACUAAGAGAUCUGAAUUGGUAG